Macrosteles quadrilineatus (aster leafhopper) is the source of this 5024-nucleotide messenger RNA. Its product is annotated as C-Jun-amino-terminal kinase-interacting protein 4-like. Bases 139 to 4029 code for a protein of 1296 amino acids. The record is from RefSeq and is a predicted model, not a curated record. Lineage: Eukaryota; Metazoa; Arthropoda; Insecta; Hemiptera; Cicadellidae. The transcript has 31 exons. Gene Ontology annotation, biological process: vesicle-mediated transport. Gene Ontology annotation, molecular function: JUN kinase binding; MAP kinase scaffold activity; kinesin binding. Gene Ontology annotation, cellular component: cytoplasm.
AAUCUGAAUCUGGAGAAAUGUCACUAUGGUGUUUGUGAGUCAUUGUACGCGUUAUAUAAAUGAAUAAUGUUUAUAUUAUUUGUAACCUGGUCUUUACUACUAGCGUAUAGGUAAAUAUAUUAAACAAUACUAUUAAAAAUGAUUGAAAUGGAGCCAGAAACCGUCUAUGGGACACAUGAAGAUUCUCAUGUUGUUAUGUCAGAGAAGGUCCAGUCCUUGGCUGGCAGUAUUUACCAAGAGUUUGAGAAAAUGAUUGGUAAAUACGACGAAGAUGUAGUGAAAGAUUUAAUGCCUCUUGUGGUGAACGUUUUAGAAUGUUUAGAUCUAUCCUAUACGGAAAACCAAGAACACGAAGUUGAACUCGAGUUACUGAGGGAGGAUAAUGAACAGCUUGUUACCCAGUAUGAAAGGGAGAAGCAAUUGAGGAAAACAGCAGAACAGAAACUACUGGAAGUGGAAGAUGCGACGGAGGAUGAAAGAAAAGACUUGACGGGGAAAAUCGAGAGUCUCGAGUCCAUCGUUAGGAUGCUGGAGCUGAAAGCUAAGAACUCUUCUGAUCAUGUAUACAGGUUAGAAGAGAAAGAACAGGAAAUGAAGAAGGAAUAUUCAAAACUGCAUGAACGAUAUACAGAACUGUUCAAGACCCAUAUGGACUACAUGGAGAGAACAAAAAUUAUCAUGGGCAACUCGGAAAGAAUAGAAGUCUCUGGUCGGAGUCGACUUGGGAACCUUGGAAUAUCCCAGCUUAACAGGUCAACGGGUCCAGUUUCGUUCGGUUUCCAGUCCCUGGAGCAGAGCGCUGUGUCACUACGACCUGCUGGUAGUCCAGGAGAGUUUUCUGGUGUUCCUGCCUCUCCUCCUGAGAGUAACCACUCUCUCACUAGUCUGCGUAAUGAACUACAGCCGCAGGAGAUGGAUGAGGAGCCGUCCAUGCAUGUGUCGGAGAAGGGAUGGUCCGAGACACUCAGUCCUGUGUCUAAGGAUGGCAGUCCAAUACAGGACUUGUCCGAAGACGCACCAGCCCCUCCUCCUGCUGUUACCACCCCCGUUGGCCGCUCUCAUACCAAACGAGAAACGCGGAGUGGCAACACCCUCUACCAGGAGCUCAGCUUCCAAGACGCAGAGGCCCUGGGUGAGAUGGACGAGGGAGCGGACAUCACAGGCAGUUGGGUGCACCCCGGGGAAUAUGCAUCUUCUGCAGAUAGUGACGAUGAGCCGGAACAAAGACCCACGGUUAACGACAAUUUCUUUGGAAUGGGAAAAGAGGUUGAAAAUCUCAUCAUGGAAAACAACGAGCUUCUUGCUACCAAAAAUGCCUUAAACAUUGUUAAGGACGACCUGAUAAUCCAGUUAGAUGAAUUAACAAGUGAACAAGAAAUUCUUAGAGAAGAACUGAAAUCAUUACAAACCUUAAAGACCAGACUGAAACAAAGGAUUACAGAGUUGGAAGAAGAAUUGAAGAAGACAAAAGAAGAGGCUGAGAAAUUAGCAAAAUCAAACAAAUCCGAUGAUGAGGAGGACGUGCCAAUGGCUCAGCGAAAGAGGUUUACAAGGGUAGAAAUGGCUCGGGUGUUGAUGGAACGGAACCAAUACAAGGAGAGGUUUAUGGAGCUGCAGGAGGCGGUACGGUGGACAGAGAUGAUCCGAGCAUCUCGCAGUGAACCAGGAACGGACAAGCCUAGCAAACAGAGUGUCUGGAAAUAUUUCAGCAAUCUGUUCAGCUCUAACGAGCGAGGAGGCAUUGCAGGUCCGAGGAAGCCUCUUCCAUAUGGCAACAUUCAUUACAAUGCACCGACCCACCACAUCAGUCCAGCGUUGGACACUAUGCGCAAACGCUCGAUGAACGACCGCAAACGAGGACUUGAUCUCAUAGACUCGGGAGACAUAUGCAGUGAGAAGGUGGCGGCGCGCAGAGCUACUGAGCGCAAGGAGCAGUACAGACAAGUGCGCGCUCAUGUGCGCAAAGAUGACGGCCGUCUACAGGCUUACGGCUGGUCUUUACCUGCCAAGGCCCCGCAGAGGUCUAUAAUGCCCCCGCCAGGCUCAUCAGCCCCGCAGGUACCAGUGCCUGUUCCUGUCUAUUGUCGACCACUCACUGAGAAAGAACCUGGCAUGAAGAUCUGGUGUGCGACUGGAGUGAACUUAGCCGGAGGUAGGACUAGAGACGGAGGCAACAUUGUUGGGGCCAGUGUCUUCUACUCCAACAGUCACGGGGAGGAGAAGGAGGGGGAAGAUGUCCAGAAGGAUGACAACCCAGUAGACCAACUCGACAGAGAGCUCAAGGAGGGUGAGAGAGAGCGUCAAGACAAUGAGCAGGUGUUGUCCUCCCUGGUGUGGAUCUGUACAAGCACUCACUCAGUCAGUAGGGUAACUGUGAUAGAUGCCAACAACCCAGCUGAUAUACUAGAGUCAUUCAAUGUCUGCCAGUCCUACCUGCUGUGUAUAGCCAGUGUCCCAGGUGCCUUGCCAAGUGACUACCUCAGCUCAGACGAGCCCGAGGUGCCAGAGACCAGCGUGGAGGUGCCUGCGACCACUGAGACAACCGACACUGAGGAGCCCAAGGAUGGGGAUGGGGAGACGGAGCCCUCGGAGCCCAAGAUCGGACAGAUCACGUUUGUCAGUUGCGCCACAGGCAGUGACGAUGUUACCACUCUACCUCCCGUCUCUGAACAUACUUCACAGGACAACAUCAACAAUGAUUCCGUGACACCCCAACAUCAGCUGGUGAAUAAUUUGAAAGAUGAACUGAUAAAAGACAGUUUAACAGCUGGAAGUGCAGAAGAAUGUGAAGUAUCUCCGACACCCUCGCGAAGACUCCUGAAGGACCUCAAAGAAGGACUGUUGAAGGACGGGAUUGCCAACACCCCUAAUGAGAACGGGUUGGCCAAUGAGCAGUUAGAGAAGAUGAGCUCAGUUCUGCCAACCGUGUGGCUCGGCUCACAAAACGGCUCAGUGUUCGUCCAUUCAGCUGUGUCUCAAUGGAGAAGAUGUCUGCAUUCUAUCAAGCUAAAAGACUCUGUGCUCAGUAUAGUGCAUGUCAGUGGUCGAGUGUUGUGUGCUCUUGCUGAUGGCACUGUGGCAGUGUUCAGGAGAGGGCUGGAUGGUCAAUGGGACCUCAGCAAGUACCAUCUGGUAAACCUAGGACCUCCUCAACAUUCUAUCCGUUGUCUAGUCUCUGUCCACAACAAGGUUUGGUGUGGCUACAAGAACAUGAUACAUGUCCUCGACCCCAAGACAUUGGCUGUGCAGACAUCUAUUUACGCACAUCCUCGCAAGGAGAGCCAAGUUAGACAGAUGUCCUGGGUAGGUGAUGGAGUGUGGGUGUCUAUACGUCUAGACUCUACGUUGCGGCUGUACCAUGCUCACACCUACAAGCACCUGCAGGACGUCGACAUUGAACCAUAUGUCAGCAAGAUGCUCGGCACUGGUAAGCUGGGUUUCUCGUUUGUCCGAAUCACUGCUCUCCUCAUCUCCUCCAAUAGAUUGUGGAUCGGAACUGGCAAUGGUGUUAUCAUCUCUGUGCCACUCUCAGAGAGCGCUGGUGGGGCAGGAGCCGUGGUAGGCAGUGGAGGGGGUAGGAUGCCGGGAGGGGUUGUACGAGUGUUUGCUGACUCCACCACAGACAAGAUCACCCCCGGCAGCUUCAUACCUUAUUGCUCCAUGGCACAGGCACAACUGUCGUUCCACGGACACAGAGACGCAGUCAAGUUCUUUGUAGCCGUGCCAGGCUGCGGAGGUCUGUCAGCUGCCUCAACGCAGGUUCCAGACUCUCCCACAGUCGACCACGCAGAUCCUGACAAGCCUACCUCCAUGCUGGUCAUGUCCGGAGGCGAAGGAUACAUCGACUUCCGCAUCGGCAAUCCGGAUCAUCAAAACUCAAAUAUUUCAAAUGAAGUAGAUCUCUUCCCCAAGCGUGACGGAGAAGAAGGGGAAGAAGAGGUAGCAGAAGAUCCUCAAAAUCAGCUGAUGCAACUCAACAAAGUGGAGAAAAGUCACCUGAUCGUGUGGCAAGUAACUCUUCCUCACUGAGAACGCGACUAAAUCAAAGGAAAAACACACCGAUCAAUCUAGAGUCCUACGGAGGGAAUCAGUUUGAUCAUUUACUGAAAUCAUGUCUAGCUUUACAUUCAUCAAUCAAUUUUAAUUUGUCAAUAAUUGUAAAUAACAGAAACAUCGGGUGAUAUGCAAGAUGCUCCGUAGUAAAACUAAACGUGUUAUUAUUUAUUAUGUUGGUUUAUUUUGUUAUAGAAAAUAUAUUGUGGAUAUUAUUAAUUUUAAUUGUAAUUGUUCUUAUUUAUUAAUGCAAUAUAUUGUAUAUAUGUUUUUAGAGUGACUUUUAAAGUUGGUAUUUUUUAUUUAUACUGAAAAUAUUUGUGGAUCAAUUAGUCAACAAAGUGUUAGUAUGUUUGAUUUUUGAUUGAACAAUGAUGUUUUCAAUGAAUUUUUGUUCGUGGAGAUUGUCAUAGUUAAGAUGCCUAGUUUGUUAUUAAAUAAAAAAAUUGUAUGUUACGAAAUUAACGAUACUCAAAUACAAAUACAUACAUUUUGUAUACAGUCAGCCAUUAGACAACAGCUGUGUUAAUUGGUGUCGUGCAAUGUAAAAUAUAAACAUUGCAUAUUUGUAUGUAAAAGCUUGAGCACAGUGUACAUUACAAAUGUAUAAACAUUUAGUAGUUUUGUAACUUGAGGUUUGAUUAGUUAUAGAUUAAGUUUGUCCAAUUGUUUUUAUAGUAGUUUUUUUCUGUACUAAAUUAUAAAUAAUUCACCUUUUUAAAAACAGUAACAAUAGUAAUCCUUAGUAACAAAUUUUACGUAUACCAAGUUAAUGUUAUGCUUGCAGUAUGCUCAAGGUAGAGGCUCUUUAAACAGUUUUAUAACAUUUACCAAGAUUUAACCUUUUAAUUGUGAUAAUGAUGUACCUUGCUUGGUAUGAUUUUAAGGAUUCGCCAAAGACAUAAUGUUUACUUUUACUUAUGUAAGCAGUCCUUAUAUAGAUUGUACAAAUAAAUGAAUUUUUAACAAAA